AUAAAUGACGUGAUAAAAUUACAAAACAAAAAAAAUAAUCCGUGGAUAUGAUAACGAUUGAUAAUGUAAGCAGUGAUAAAUUAAAAUUUUAAUGACAGUGAUAAGACGAUUUAAAUAAAUACUAAUAGCUGAUAAAUUUAUAAAAUAAGUAUUUAAAUAAACAGACAUUUAUAUUUAUAUUUAUUUGAAUUUACGAAUUGAGUGAUUCUUUAUGUUGGUCAUUCUGUUGUUUGACGGGACCAGCUGACGAAGGCAUAUCUCCAAUGACAAUCGUUUUCGUGGUCAACAUCCAUACACAUUUAUGUGGAGUAAAAUUAAAAUUGUACAGCAGGUUAGAAAAAGUCACCUCUGAUGUAGUGAUUGAUAAAGACAAAGAACAAGACAAAACAAAAGUUAAUUAAAGCAAUAAAGGAACAAGAUAAUGAUUCAGCCAGUGACUAAAAAUAUUUAAAUUCAAAUAAAUGGUCUAGAAAAUAAAAUCUGAUGCUUUGUCUUGGUUAAAAAUCUAAACGUAGUAAAAACGUAAGUAAUAUUCGCCAAGGAUGCCUCUGGUUGCAAGAAAUUGUCCCCACAUGUGCACUCACUCAGACGUGUCUCUGAUCGAGUCGGUGGUUGCCCAGAAAGAUAAAUUUUCCAAGUGCUACGACUGUGAUAAUGGUGGUCCGAAUUUGUGGCUGUGUCUGUACCCCGGGUGUCGGUGGGUCGGGUGCUCGGAGAACCACUUGGACCACAACACGAUCCACAAUGCCAAGAAUCCAUCCCACUGCACCCACAUGAACCUCACCACCAACAGAAUUUGGUGUUACACUUGCAAGCGAGAGGUGCUCGCUAGACACGUGCCCUCACCACCGAUAUCGCCGAGUCACAUGGAGGUUAAAUUUAGUGGUAAUAAAUUUUUUGGAGAUGGUCCAGCUAAUUUUGAUAACAAAGUUGAAACUGAUAUGAGAAUUUUGGUUGAUCGAUUUCAUGGCAAUGAUCGAUAUUACCAAGAAAAAUCCGGCGACACUCCGGAGAGCACUGACUCUGAAGACAGCAAGGACUUUCCGAGCAAACCUCGGGGUCUUGUCGGCCUACAAAAUAUAGGAAACACCUGUUACAUGAACGCGGCACUGCAAGCCUUAUCAAAUGUGGUGCCGUUGACGCAAUUUUUCCUCGACUGCAGCCACAUGGUGGUUUACAUUGCCAAGGAGAGAAAGCCGGGACUCAGUUUGAGUUACAUGAAUUUGAUAAAAGACAUGUGGAACCGCAAAACUCGGGGGUACGUCGUGCCAAACGGCAUAUUGUCGGGGAUACGCGCGGUUAAUCCGAUGUUCCGCGGCUACCAUCAGCAUGACACCCAGGAAUUUCUUCGCUGCUUCAUGGACCAGCUGCAUGAAGAAUUAAAAGAGCGGAUUGAAGAGGACAAGGAAGUUAUUCACAGCUUGAAAAAUAUGGGAGAGCAGUCAUCAGAUGAGGAAGAAACGGAAAUAGAUGGCAAUGCCUCGAGUCAGUCGGACGCCGAGUACGAAACCUGCGACUCUGGUGUAAGUGAGCAAAGUUCACUGAGCGAUGAAGGGGAGCGCGGCAUGAAGCGCAGAUACUCUCGGGUUUCACAAUCAGAGAAGUUGAGAAAUAAAUUCACGACGCGGAAUAUUAAGAAAACGGCAAGCGAUGAUACUUUCUCUCAACCUCAAAGAUCUAUCCAAAGUUCACCGACUAAACAUCGGGCUAAGAAACCAGCAAAGACUAGGAGUAUAAUAAGCGACGUAUUUGAUGGAAAACUACUGAGCAGUGUCCAGUGUUUGACCUGCGACCGAGUAUCCACGCGAGUUGAGACCUUUCAGGAUUUGUCGUUGCCCAUUCCAAGCAGAGAUCAUAUUGACAUGUUGCACCAGGGCUCACUCACUCCACAGAAAGCCGGUCCAUGUUCAGACGUUGUCUACGUGACAAAUCAGUCAGGUUGGAUAUCCUGGUUAGUCCAGUGGAUGCGAUCCUGGUUCUGGGGGCCGGUCGUCAGUCUUCACGACUGUCUCUCCGCCUUCUUUAGCGCCGACGAACUCAAAGGCGACAAUGUCUACAGCUGUGAAAAGUGCAAUAAACUCCGUAAUGGAAUAAAAUACUGCAAAGUCCUCGAGUUACCUGAAGUACUCUGCAUACACUUGAAAAGAUUUCGACACGAGCUGAUGUUCAGUUCAAAAAUAGCCAGUUACGUGUCUUUUCCACUUGAAGAUCUGGACAUGCGUCCUUAUUUGCACAAGGAAUGCGUGUCCAAGGUAGCGACCUAUGAUUUAAUAUCCGUUAUUUGUCACCACGGGACUGCUGGCGGUGGUCACUACAUCUGCUACGCUCUCAACUCUGAUUUGAAUCAGUGGUUUGAAUUUGACGACCAGUGCGUGACUCAAGUGUCCCCAGAAACAGUAAAAAAUUGCGAAGCCUACGUUCUGUUCUACAAGAAACGUUCGCCGGAGAUGUUCCAGUACCGGGACAAAACGCUAGAGCUGAUGGAUAUUUCAUCGCGUGAGCCAGAGUUAAAUUUCUUUGUGUCCCGUCAGUGGAUCAAUCGCUUCAACACUUUCUCUGAGCCUGGACCUAUUGACAAUUCGGAUUUCCUGUGUCCUCACGGCGGUGUCAACCCAGUGAGAGCUCCCUUCGUCAACAGGCUGAGCAUGCCGCUUCCUCAGGCUGUCUGGGAGUAUCUCUACAACACCUUUGGUGGUGGACCAGCUUGCUCGCACCUCUACGAGUGUCCAGUCUGCGAAGAAAAAUACGAGACGUUACAAAAACGACGGCAAUAUGAAAUGGACAUUUUUCAACGGUACAAUAAUAUUGAAAAUCCAACGGCAAUUUACGCGGUGGCGAUGUCCUGGUUGAGACAGUGGCAGAACUUCAUCAAAGGCAAAGAGACUCAGCCUCCUGGUCCCAUUGACAAUUCGUCAAUAAUUAUCAACGUUAACGGCAUUAAAGAUUUGAAACCUGGAUCUGACUGCGCUCAAGUUUCCGAAGAAGUCUGGCAGUGUUUCUUAAAUAUAUACGGCGGCGGUCCAGAGCUAAUGCUGUCAUGUCUCAGGCCGGCUCAAGUUCAGUCAAACGCUUCAUUACAUUCCACAUCAGCACCAAAUUUAAUAGAACAAAGUCCAAAACAAGCCAACGCGGAAGCCAAAACGAACAAUACAAAGCCAGUUACUAAAAGUUCCGACGCCAUUUCCCAGCAAGACAGUGCGAUUGAGAGUGUACCGUCUGACUGUGAUUCGCUUAAAUCACAAAGGGAUACUAGUACCUAAAAAAAAAAAAGUCUUAACAAUUAAACUCUGGCAUUUUAUUUAAAAUCGCAUU
Molecule: messenger RNA, 3312 nt
Organism: Microplitis mediator
Lineage: Eukaryota; Metazoa; Arthropoda; Insecta; Hymenoptera; Braconidae
Gene: Usp20-33
Product: ubiquitin carboxyl-terminal hydrolase 20
Exons: 3
Coding region: 543-3260 (905 amino acids)
Biological process (GO): protein deubiquitination
Molecular function (GO): zinc ion binding; cysteine-type deubiquitinase activity
Source: RefSeq, a predicted model, not a curated record